AAAAUAUUCUUUUCGGUUGUCGACCUGGACAGAAUCCUACUCAAGAGGAUAUAGAAAGGGUUUGUCGAGAAGCAAAUAUUCAUGAUUUUAUUGUUGGAUUACCUAACGGCUAUGACACAAGUGUUGGUGGAAAAGGAACACAACUUUCUGGUGGUCAAAAACAACGCAUUGCUAUCGCCAGAGCACUUAUCCGAAAUCCAAAAAUUUUAUUACUCGACGAAGCAACGUCAGCAUUAGAUUCCGAAUCUGAAAAGAUUGUACAAAAAGCUCUUGACGUAGCUGCCCGCGGAAGAACAACUUUGGCUAUUGCACAUAGACUAUCAACAAUUCAACAUGCUGAUGUUAUAUUUGUCAUAAAAGACGGAAAAGUUCAUGAACAAGGCACACAUCAAGAAUUAUUAAACCUAAAAGGAACAUAUUAUAUGAUGGUGCAAGAACAACACUUGGGAGAAUCAAAUUCAUAA
Molecule: messenger RNA, 464 nt
Organism: Racocetra persica
Lineage: Eukaryota; Fungi; Glomeromycota; Glomeromycetes; Diversisporales; Gigasporaceae
Source: the annotation of a GenBank genome assembly